CAGAAAUUAAAGAUGAGUGAUUUUGGAGAAAUAAAGUUCCAGCCACGGAAAACCAAGAAUUAUAGAGAUUCAAAAGCCAUCUGUAACAAUUUUGACAAAAUUUAUGAUACAAGUCAUAAAUACUACAAGUUCUUCACGCCUAGUUCGACAAAGAUGACUUCUAGGAAAUCUAGGCAAUCUUCGAUGUAUUCUAAUAGAACCGAUAAUAAAUUAAGAAAAAGGAAGGAUUACUGCAAAUUCUUUACAAGAAAAGACAAUCCCAACCGUAGAGCCAAACCAGCAUUUACUAACAUGAAGUGAGUUAAGCCUAGCAAGGAGCUUGGUAUAAAAUAGAAGGAGAGAGGAACGAUUCAACCAUAAAACAAUCUACAAUAACAUUAGAAAAGACGAUAAAUUUAAAGCUCCAAAUACCCCUUCAGUUAAUAAAUGCAGCCUCAGAAGAGGAAGGAUGAUACCUUACAACUACCAGUGCUCACAAUCUUUCAGGGAGAGUCGCAAGAGAUCUGUGAGUUCUAACAAUAGUUUAUUUCAAAACGAGACCAACUUGUCGAUGGAUCACUCAAAUUUUGGAAGAUGCAUGAGGCGCACUCUGAGAGCAGGGAAAGAUAACAAGAGAGAAAUUCCAAAAGUGAUUCUUUUACCACAGGAAAUAUCGCAUGCUGUUGAAUCCCCAAAGAAGACUUUGACUAGUUCUUCACAAGCAAGGUCUCAGUUUGUAUUUAAGAUGAAGGAGGUAGUAAGUUCGUUGGCUAGUUCAGAAAAAUACUCCUCUAAUCAGCAUACAAACCGAGCUAAAUCUCCAACAGCCAGAGUUGAUUCUGGUUCUAAAAAUAAAAUUUCUGAAUUUUGAGGAAACAAAAAGAUUUUUGGGACCACUAACGAGCCUCUCUGUGCAUCAGGUAAGAAGUAUUUCAAGACACAAGAUAAGCAGGAAAAGCUUGAUAAGCAAGAAAAGCCUGAUGAGCAGGAUAUGGAAUCUUCUGCAUGUAUAUCAUUUCCUCCUGCCUCUAAUUAUACGAAAAAGAAUGAGAUAGAAGAGCGUAUAAUAUCUAGUAAAAUAAGUAACGAAUUUUCUGAACUACCAAUGGACGAGCACUCUCCUGAUGAUUUUAGGAGGUCAAUUAGUCUGCACCAGCCAAGACAGAAAAAGUUUAUGAACAAGAUUUCAAUGCCUAAUAAAAUGCCCAAGCCUCAGGAGAGUUCUGAACCCAAGGGACCUAAAUAUAGAAUGGGAAUGAUCCUCAUCAAAACUAUCCAGAAGUAUAAAAUGAGCGAGAAGAAACUUAUCAGUUUCUUUGAUAAGUUGAUCAGGAAGGUAGAGUUUCACAACCUUAUUCCCAUCCUAAACUCCUACUUGCCUCAAGAUGAUUCAGCAUGAAGGAAGAAUAAUUUCAAUAGCGGAUGUAGAAAGACGAAAAGUCCGACUUUAAUGACGCCUAUUCACAUGUUAAUCAUUCAGUCUAAAUAUCAUACGUUGCGGUAUUUAAUUGACAAGAACAAACAGUUCUUGGCACCACAGUCACCUCUUUCUCUACGUGGGGCGAAAAUGGCAUUCAAGUGCAUAAUUUCAACUUCUAAGGCAGAGCCACUGAACUUGUCAUUAUCUGAGCCAAGCCUGUACAAUCAGACGUUAGAAGAAUCAAUCAAUUUUUUGAAAGGAAUUGAUUUUAACAUCCCAUUUUCGUCUGCUAAAACGCCAACCUUACAUUUGAUUUACAAGCACUUUCAGAUAAGCAUUGCUGAAGAUUUAUGCUUACGUAUGGGUUUGAAUCCUUUUGAUCGGGAUAAUGGCAAGACCAUUGAUAUGCUCCCUAUUUAUACUAUGUAUGAAUUCCAGAAAGAAGAGAAAAAGGUGUGGAAGAAGUGACAGAAGAUGUAUUUGCGGAAGAGAUUUGGAAAGAAAGAAGUAAAAGUGGGAAAAGAGUUUAUUUAA
Molecule: messenger RNA, 1933 nt
Organism: Moneuplotes crassus
Lineage: Eukaryota; Ciliophora; Spirotrichea; Euplotida; Euplotidae
Source: the annotation of a GenBank genome assembly